This is a messenger RNA of Anopheles gambiae (African malaria mosquito), 9874 nucleotides long. Its product is annotated as solute carrier family 35 member F5. The transcript is spliced from 8 exons. Gene Ontology annotation, biological process: regulation of peptide transport. Gene Ontology annotation, cellular component: membrane. The record is from RefSeq and is a predicted model, not a curated record. Lineage: Eukaryota; Metazoa; Arthropoda; Insecta; Diptera; Culicidae. Bases 1179 to 2501 code for a protein of 440 amino acids.
UCCGUUACAUAAGUCAACAAUCAACCGAUCGGGUACUUACGGUUGCUGCUGGUGUGCUACGACGCCGUCGAGUGUUGUGUGCAAAAUCUUCCUCCCAUUUCCAUACGGUCGUCGAUGGAGUGUGUUUGUGUCUCUUCUGUGGGUAGCCGAUGGGUUUUAUUUACACUUUCCAUUAGCACAGUGCUCGAGGUCUUCGGCGAAGGUUUUGCAUCAUGAUGGAGUUAGAUUCUAGCUUUACUACUAUCGUAGUUUUCUCCCCAGUGUCGCCCCCGAUCGAUGUAAUAUCGUGACGGAUAUCGAACGGUGCUACGCAUAUCAUUGUACUUUCCCUCUGCGGGAGGCGAAAGAAGAAGGUGCCAAUGUUGGCUGGAAGUGAUGGGUCAUCGUGUUUUUCGCCCACCGGCCCCUUUAUCGGCGUUCUGCGUUCAUCGGCACGACUCGGUGCGACUCUCGUGAUGUUCCGGGGAAGAGGCUACGUCACGCCAAAGUAAACAUUCCGCCGUUUCACUGAAUUCGGAGGACCGCCAGCAGCAGCAGCCAACGUCACGAUGACGCCAGUCGUAAAAGGAACGGAUAGAGAACGAUAACAGCGAAACCAUCCCCCGGCACGUCGCAGUUCACUCCCAGAGUUCACCUCACCGGACACACAACGCGCGCACACACACACACGCACGGUUGCUCCCGGAGCUGGAACCUUUGUUGUUUGAGGCUGUCACUCGCAUAUCAUAUGGGACAUAAAUUAGUGCCCCUCCUCAUCCCAAAGUCCUGCUCCAAGAGUACGUGCAACACAGAAACAGCGUGUGCGAGACCAGUGGAAAACAACACUUCGAAAAACAGUGCAGUGACAAACUGAAUGAGUGGGGAAUACAGGAGCCGAAUAAUAAGCUAACAAUACGCAGGAAUUUUAAUCACAUACACACACACGCACCGGAAAUGACGAAUGUUCGUAAAAAAUCGACGCUAAUCCGCUCGCUAUAGGACGGCAUCAAAUCGGGUCGCUAAUAAGAGAAGAUCGGACGUAAAGUUUUUAAGAGAUAGCCAGAGUUGGUAGCGGGAGGGCGACCAGAAGGGAACAGUGGACAUUUGUUAACCGAUCGUCGCAACCGUUCCCCCAAAUACCACAAUAUACCACCACGUGGUGUGGUGCACGUGGUGCGUAAACCGAACAGGGCGAAAACAUGUUAAACAAAGCACAAAAGCUAGUGCUCGGAAUAGUGUUACUGGUGCUGGUCGAUAUUAUAUGGGUUUCGUCGAGCGAACUAACCAAGUUUCUGUACGAAAAUGAAAACUACGACAAACCGUUCUUCUGCACGUACUUCAAGGCGUCUAUGUUCACCAUAUACCUGAUAGUGCUCGGCCUGAUAGCACCGUGGAAGGAGAGCUGCAACCGCAAUGGGAAUUACUCGCUGAUGGACACAAUCGAGGAGGACGAAGGAUACUACGCUAAUGGAACGUCCAGUUUGAGUGACUCCUCAUUCGUUCCCAUCAAAACGGACGCCCAAGUGUCCGGCACGGAAAGCGAUGACUCCAGCAUACGCAGCGUACGGUUCAGCAAGGUGGCGGAAGUACGCGAAAUGUCUCCGCACGAAGCGUCCGAAGCGCUGAUGUCGCGGCUCUCGUACGCAGCCAGCCUCCGAGUUCAUCGACAAAAAUCACACCACAAAACGGCUCGAACGGCUUUACUGUUCUGUGUGCUGUGGUUUAUUGCCAACUACAUGUUCCAGCUGGCACUGGAGCCGAGUGAAACGGCAAUGGUAACGCUGCUCAGUUCUAGCUCGAGCUUUUUCACCCUCAUCCUUGCCGCCAUGUUCCCAUCGUCCUGUGGGGAUAAGUUUACCUUCUCGAAGUGUUUCGCCGUGCUGUUGAGCAUUUCCGGCGCGGUAAUGGUUUCGAUGUCGGAAAUCGAUCAGCCGAAAAUGUCACGCGGCAUCGUGCUCGCCCUGCUGAGUGCAUUCUUCUACGCGUCCUAUCUGGUGCUAGUCAAGCGCAAAAGCGACACGGAAGAAAAGAUCAGCAUUCCCCUGUUUUUUGGCUUUGUGGGGCUGUGGAAUUUGCUGCUGCUGUGGCCGCUGCUUUUUGUGCUAAACUUUUCCCAGCUCGAAGUGUUCGAGCUACCCUCCCGGCGACAGUUUAUUGUUCUGUUUCUGAACGGGCUCAUCGGCACGGUACUGUCCGAGGCACUGUGGCUAUGGGGCUGCUUUCUAACGUCAUCCCUUAUCGGCACGGUCGCCAUAUCGCUACAGAUACCGCUGGCGAUGCUGUUCGACAUGGUGCUGCACGGUAAAACCUACCCGCUACUGUUCUAUCUCGGCUCACUGCCCAUGUUCCUUUCGCUGGUGCUGGUGGCCUUUCUGGUGAAGUUUGAUGACUGUGAUCCGCUGCUAAAGUUCGGCAAGUUAAUGUACCGGCGGCUGUGGAACUGCCGGAAAGCGAACGUUGUACGAAUACCGGAUCUGGAGGAGCAGCACGAGUCCCUCAUCGACGGUAGUCAUGAAAACUAGAGCGGGAAUGAACCGUACGUGGCGUCUGUUUUGCUCUCGGGUUAGUUACACACAAACACAUCACAGUAGUUCUAUCCGGUGCUCAGCGGUUUUGUAUCGUUUCUCGGAUCACUAUCCUUUGGUCGGGGAUCAUCAGCACAGUGAUGCGCCACAGAAGUCGUCAUCAGCUUUUGGCCAUUUUAUUGGACUUUCAUAACUUUAACUGGCAGAGUGCAAUUCGCUAAGGAACAAGGCGUUCAACAGCGAUCGUUUUUUUUAGUCUAAUUUUGACGAUUCCUGAUCAAUUUCUCGUGAUUUUGUUUUAGUAGAAAUUUUUGGAGAUUAAUUUACAUCACCAAAGUGUUCUUGCUGAUACGAGGUGUAUUUUCGGGCCGUGCUUUCAUUCGUGAUGCGGUUUGAGCGGGCAAAGUGCUGCUUGAUAAUAGUAUUUAGAUUGCUCUCCUGCUAGAGCUCCCUGAAAGAGAUUGUAAUAAUUCAUUACUUUACACUUUGAUUCGUUGUAGAUCAACGUAAAAAGUGCGCAGAAAAGUGCGACAGUUUCCUGUGCUAAAAUUCAAAAUCAGUAUUUCUACCCCGUGUUUUCGCGUAGUAUUAUUAUCAUUCUUUUGUUUACAAAUCUUUAAAGUCAUACAAUCAGGAGUGUAUUUUUUUGUGCUAAGAAACUAUUGAUAAACCCAAUUGCUGUACGGAUCAUACUUACUCAGUUGAAAUUAUGUCUCGAAUAAUGAUGAUACAUAUAGUUUCACAUCUGCAGAAAGUGAGAGCAAACAAUGGUUCGAAAAGUGCUGCAUGCGGCACAUUAUCGCAAUUAGGCAUCGCAAAGCAAUAGGAAAAAGCAAGAACAAAUAAUUAUGCCCAAUGAUCGAUCUAAAAUCGUUGCAAAAGUAAAAGAGGUCAACCUGUUUUGGAGCUGCUGUGCGACGAAGUAUUACUUAAAAUGUAUCAUCACCAAUCAUCACCGAACGGUAGGAACUUACGCACACGGAUGGGAAGAGAGCACACACAGAGCAACUGCAACUAGGAAAGUGUCUUUCUUUUUUGUUUUGCUCGUAAGCGCAAUACACAAAUCUAGGGAUAUGUGUGAUAUGUCUACGUAUGUUGAACAAACCGUCAGUAGCGCACAACAACAACAACAACAAUGCACAUUUGAAACACACUUAGCAUUGUAGGAAUUGUAUGUCGGUGGCCACACCGACUCGUUCGAUGCGGGUGGUGCCAUCGAAUUCUGCCGGGAAUAGGAAAUGCAAGCAAACCCAGUGCCCAGUGGCUCAGUAGUAGUGGUAUUAGCAGUAGCGCAGUAGCAAUAGUAACAGUACUAGUAGCUAUUCUAUAUAGUGUAAUUUGAGUUUUUCAUUGUGAUAUAAACGUAGUGUAUACAUGAGGAAAUUAAGUAUUCGAUGCGGAUGCGCAUCGCCCGCACACAACUACUCCCAGUGCAGAGGAUGUAGCAAAAAAAAAUGGUGCAUUAAAAUAGGGCGAGAAAACCUAAAAGACUAAACACAUUGUUCACUGUAGAAGAAGCGCCUGUCUGUAAGCUGUGGAUGGACGUGUAUGUUAGUAUUAUUAGUUUUGAACGUUUCGAUCUGUUGCGGCCCUAUUCACAUUCUCGCACCCUGAUGGUCCUCUGUAUGUGUAGAAGAGUACUUUUGAUCACAUUUAGUUUAAGAGUCCCCCCCCCAUCCACAUGCGCGUAUAAGACAAGAUCGUGUACUACAACGGCGUCUCAAAAUUAUUAGCUUGCAAAGCAUAUUCGAAACACCAGCGCCAAAUAGCGGAGAUAGAGAGAGAGAGAAAGAGAUAGUACAGAAGCGUUACAUAUAUUUUUGUACAAUAUUUUUGCGCCCAAAAUUAGUGCAACACGACGACGACGGCGACGCGCCUUCGAUUGCAAAAACUGGUGCCCACAGUGUCACCCCGAUUGUUCCGGACCACCACCUAACAACCCCGAUCGAGGCUAACGUAUUCACUUAUUAAACUAAAGCACAAACUAGCUUCACCAGCAUCACCAGCACCCUAACACCCUCUUUCCACCCUUUUCAUGUUGUCUACUACUAACUAAACUGUGUUCUACAAAAAAAAACCUACAACAAACAAACACUCAAACGUACUAAAAGACUCCGUAGCAAAAGUUGACAGUUUCUGUCGUUUGGAGUUUACUCUUUUUUGCAUAAACACACCACCAUAGCGAAUUGUUGUAGAGAGCAAGAGAACAGAAGGGAGAGAUGCAAUAGAUACAAUAGAAAAGGAAAAUACUUACCACAAACUUUCUACACAGUAUGUAUGAAUGUGUGUGUGUGUAUAUAUUAUAUUGAUGCGAUAAAGUACACAUUUCGCAAAACAAACAAAUACAAAAAAAGAAGAAAAAUUAAAGACAAACUGUUUGCAAUGAAGAAAGUGGGAAAGCGAACGAGAUAAAAGAGGUGUUAAAAGUAAAAUGCAUUCCUUGUGGUAGGAUAGGUUUUUUGUACAAUUUAUAUGUGAUACAUACUGUGGUAUGUGUUGUAAGAGCUCGGCUUUAUUCCGCUCCUUGCUAGAGCGCGGUAUAAUCUGACAACGAUGACAGAUAGUCAGAACACAUACAGAACGGAGUGAAGCCAGAUCGUGUAUUACAGCAAGCUACCCACCACAAAUUGGCGACGAGGACAGGAUUAAUUUUCUUUAUUCCUAUUUGCAACACGAGAUUGAAGCAUUUGAAUUGAAAUAAAAUAGGGUAAGUUAUCAGAGAAGGACGAAAGAAAUGGGGAAAAGAAAGAUUAAGAGCAGAAAUGAAAUAAAGCGUUGAAAGCAUCAUAGUGUUAGUGCUGGCUUGGGUUAUGCGGAGUACAAAGGAAGACAAAAGGAUAAGUGAAUGCUCUGUGUCGAGAAAACAGAAUGGCCGCCUCGGGGAAAAAAACAAAAGAGAUGUGUAGAAAGAGCUGUGUCAAGCAAACAGCAGUGAAGCGUUAUGGAAGCGAAAGGCAAAAUUAUAAGAUCUAUAAAAAGCGCUGUGUCUUGAAAACAGCAAGGCCGCGUCUUGCAAGCGGAUGAAAUAAUUGAAGAUGCCUUUAAUGAGCCGCGUCUGGAAGCGGUAGUGGAAAAUGAAGAAGAGGAAGAAAGAGAAUCAAAUAAGUACGCGUCUAGAGAGCGGAAAAAAAAGCGAAGAAAAGGAAGGAAGAGAAUUUAAUAAAUGCGCGUCUAGAGAGCGAGGAAAAAAAGGAAAUACUCGAUAUUAAUAGUUAUGACUCGGGAAAGAGUCAUGAAUCUGUCAUGAAAUAGUGAACUAAUUGAAUACUUGAUCGUAUUCACAACCUGCUUCAUUUCAGGGAAUCAGCGAUGGAACCAAACAAAUUAUUUGGGAAUUUACCACCACUGUCGUUAGCAGGCGUUCCCCUAACCGAGCGGCGAACAAAAUGGACGACGUGGAAACGGGGGUUCGAAAUUUGGUUGCGUACGGCGAAGAUAGUGGACGGAACGGAGAAAAAGAAUUUACUUUUAACUUGUGGUUCUCUCGAGCUGCAAGAAAUAUUUUUCAGCAUUCCAGAUGCAGAUGUAGAGGCGGACGUAGACCAGGGCGUAGACCCAUACGAGAUUGCUAUUCUUAAAUUGGAUGAAUAUUUCGCUCCACAAAGACACGAAGCACACGAGAGAUUUUUGUUUUGGUCAAUGAAACCGGAGCCGGAAGAAACGCUAGAGAAAUUUGUAAUGCGUGCCCAAGCUCAUGGCUCCAAGUGCAAUUUCGGGGCAACUGCGGCAGAGAGUGCAGGGAUUGCAAUCAUUGACAAAGUGCUUCAGUUUGUACCGGCAAAUUUGCGAGUCAAACUUCUGCAAGAAAAAAACUUGUCUCUGGACGAAGUCAUUAAACAAAUAAAUUCGUAUGAAACAUCCCGAGUUGCCAACGAACAAAUGAGCGGUAGGAGCAAAUCUUUUGAAAUAGAUAACCAACACAUCCAUCAUAUAAAAACAUUGUGUCGAUUCUGUGGUCGUACCCAUGGGCAACAAUCUUGCCCGGCACGAGACAAAACGUGCGCAAAAUGUGGCAAGCGAGGUCAUUUCGCUGUUGUAUGCUACUCAAAUGCUGGACAAACUUCAAAUAGACUACAUACGAAUCAAAGAAUGCAAAAGAGGCCGUUCGGAGGGCACUUUAAUGAUUCGGAACUAAAUAAGAAAACGGCAAAGUUUGCAAGGAAAAUUCACGCAAUCCAGGAUGACGGAAAUGAACCUCUUGAGUGUGAAUUAGUGGAGAUGGUAUCUUCGGCAAACGAUUCAGACGAAUUGAUCUGGGCGAAAGUAGGCGGUAUCCUUAUCGAGAUGCAAAUUGAUUCUGGAGUCCAAUCGAAUAUCAUAGACGAUAGAACGUGGGCGUCAAUGAGGAAUAACCAAGUCAAGAUCAUUGGCGAGGCACGGAGUCCGGAUCGGAAGUUCAAGGCAUACGCUCAGACCGAUUGUUUAGAAAUAAUUACGAUGUUUGAGGCGGAAAUAGCUAUUGCGGACGGGUUGAAAGAACUCCGUACAAUUUCCAAAUUUUACGUAGUUAAAAAUGGUCCACAACCACUUUUGGGAAAAAUCACCGCAAAACAGCUUGGAGUAUUAUAUGUUGGAUUACCUAGCCAGCAUGAAUCAAUCAACCAGGUUGAAACAUUUCGCGCGUUCCCCUCAAUUCGUGGAGUCAGCAUCCACAUUCCAAUUGAUAAGACGGUGACACCCGUAGCUCAGCGACUCCGACGAUUGCCUUUGCCCAUGCUAGAUAAAGUUGAUAGUAAACUAAACGAGUUGGUCGCUAAAGACAUAAUAGAGAAAGUAUCGGAACCGAGCAGCUGGGUUUCACCCAUGGUGAUAGUUGUAAAAGAUUGUGGAAGUAUUCGGCUUUGCAUAGACAUGCGGCAAGUUAAUAAAGCAAUUUUGCGAGAAACGCAUCCACUACCAACCAUAGAAGACAUACGUUGGAGAAUGAAUGGUGCUAAAUACUUUUCUCGCCUUGACAUAAAGGAUGCUUUUCAUCAACUACUGCUCGAUGAAGAAAGUAAAACUCUCACAACUUUUAUCACCCACCGUGGACUUUAUCGUUAUAAACGAAUGAUGUUUGGGAUUUCAUGCGCUCCAGAGAAAUUCCAAAAAAUAUUGGAACAAGUUUUGGCCGACUGUCCAAACACAGUCAAUUUUAUCGACGAUAUCAUAGUUACGGGAAAAACUGAGACCGAACACGAUUUAGCACUAGAGAAAGUGAUGGAAAAGAUUGAGGAAUAUGGCAUUUUACUUAAUCAAUCUAAGUGCGUUUUCAAACUCACAGAAAUCGAAUUCGUUGGCCAACGUUUUAACCAGAACGGAAUGCUCCCUGCACUAAACAAAAUUGAAGCAAUAAGAAGCUUUCGGCCACCCAAAAAUUGUGAAGAGGUUCGGAGUUUUCUGGGAUUAAUUACUUACGUGGGAACGUUCAUUCCAAACUUAGCCACAGUUUCAUUCCCACUACGCGAAUUAACAAAGAACAACGCCGAAUUCGUUUGGGAGCGAGACCAGAACAAAGCAUUUAACGAACUGAUCCGGUUAGUUUCUAACGUCGAAAGAUUAGCCCAUUUUGAUCCUCAUCUAAAAACCCGAGUAGUGGCAGAUGCGUCCCCAGUAGGGUUAGGAGCCGUCCUCCUUCAGUUCCAGAACGAGCAGCCUAAAGUAAUAGCUUAUGCCAGCAAGAGCCUAACGAGUACCGAGCAACGGUAUGCACAAACAGAAAAGGAGGCACUAGCGUUAGUAUGGGCCGUGGAACGGUUCCAAAUCUAUCUAUUCGGAAUACGAUUCGAGCUGGAAACGGACCAUAAACCUCUAGAGGCUAUCUUUAGCCCCACAUCUUCUCCUUGUUUGCGGAUUGAGCGUUGGGUCUUAAGGCUGCAGGCUUUUAGCUAUGAUGUAAUUUAUCGGAAAGGAAAAACGAAUAUAGCUGAUCCUCUGUCUCGGUUGUCAAGUCCUACUGAAGUAUCAGAAUUUGAUCCAGAUUCUACAGUAUAUAUCCGCAGCGUGAUGGAAAAUGCUGCAAUCGAUGUGCAAGAGGUAGAGAUUGCUUCUUCGAAUGAUGCCGAAAUGCGGGCUCUUAAGGAGUGUUUGGAAAGAGGUGCGUGGAAUUAUACAGAUGAACUACUGAAACCUUACCAAGCAUUUCGAUUGGAACUCGGAACAGUUGGAGACCUAGUAGUCCGCGGUAGCAAACUAGUAAUACCGAAAGCUAUCCGGCAAAGAAUGCUAGAACUGGCACACGAAGGGCAUCCUGGACGCACUAAAAUGCAACAACGACUGCGAUGUACUUGCUGGUGGCCAGGAAUGGAUGAAGCUAUUGCUCGACUGGUUAGCAGCUGCUCAGGCUGCCAAUUGGUCAGCCAACCAGAUAAACCGGAGCCCAUGAAGCGAAGGCCACUACCACAUAAGCCUUGGGUAGAUGUAGCAAUCGAUUUUUUGGGCCCACUACCAACUGGUGAUUAUCUACUAGUAAUCAUUGAUUACUUCAGUCGGUACAAAGAGGUCGAAAUUGUUAAGAAAAUUACAGCGAUUGAAACAUCUGAACGACUUGAACGAAUAUUUGUGCGUCUUGGCUAUCCGAGAACCAUAACACUCGACAAUGGAAGGCAAUUUGUGAGCAAUUAUUUUGACAACUAUUGCAAACAGCGAGGAAUAUUGCUUAACAAGACAACCCCAUAUUGGCCGCAAGAAAAUGGUCUGGUUGAACGCCAGAACAGGUCUUUGCUAAAAAGGCUGAAGAUAAGCCAGGCUCAGAACGGGGAUUGGAAAAAAGAUUUGGGGGCGUAUCUCUCCAUGUACUACGCCACUCCACACAGCACCACAGGGAAAACACCGAGUGAGUUGAUGUUCAACCGAAAUAUCCGGACAAAAAUACCAUCAUUGGGAGACAUCAGUACCGGAUCUGCAUUACCAAUGUCUGAUUACAGGGAUAGAGACACAUGUAUGAAGGAAAAGGGAAGAGUGACAGAAGAUCAACGACGCAAAGCAAAACCGUCUGAUAUAAUAGUAGGAGAUAGAGUCCUAUUGAGGAAUACAAUGCCAGGCAACAAACUGAGUACACCCUUUGGACCACAGAUUGCAAAAGUAAUUGAGAAGCAAGGUUCUCGCGUAACAGUACAGGAUGAGCAAAACGGGAAAUUAUAUGACAGGAAUUCGAGCCACCUAAAAGAGUACAAGGACCCAGACGAUCAUAGGGAUGGUUGUGAGAGGGUGGUGGAUAACCAGGAGGAAGGAGUAGGUUUUAAUGAACCAACGACCGAAGAGAUACCGAGAACACUCUCCCGUCCGAAACGAGAAAUUAAACGUCCCGCUAGGUUCCUAUCAUAGAGUAAGAGAUUGGGUGAAAUAAUCAGAUGAAAUCAAAUAGUAAAUAAAUAAUUUGGGGAAUUGUA